Molecule: messenger RNA, 1125 nt
Organism: Aspergillus wentii DTO 134E9
Lineage: Eukaryota; Fungi; Ascomycota; Eurotiomycetes; Eurotiales; Aspergillaceae
Product: FTR1 family protein
Exons: 4
Coding region: 1-1125 (374 amino acids)
Biological process (GO): iron ion transmembrane transport
Cellular component (GO): high-affinity iron permease complex; plasma membrane
Molecular function (GO): ferrous iron transmembrane transporter activity
Source: RefSeq, a predicted model, not a curated record
AUGGCCAACUCCGUGUUUGCAGUUACUGUCUUCUUCAUCUGCUUCCGAGAAUGUCUCGAGAGUACCAUCAUCGUCUCGGUGCUGUUAUCCUUCCUCAAGCAGACCCUUGGGAAUGAAGAUGACAAGACGAUAUACAAACGCCUACUCAAGCAGGUCUGGUUAGGAGUCGUUUUAGGACUAGUGAUAUGUCUCUGCAUCGGAGCAGGCAUGAUCGGUGCCUUCUACAGCCUGGGUACAGAUGCCUUCAGCAGCACUGAGGACAUCUGGGAGGGCAUAUUUGGUAUCAUGGCCUGCAUCAUCAUCUCUGUCAUGGGCGCUGGAUUGCUUCGAGUGUCCAAGAUGCAGUCCAAAUGGCGCGUCAAGCUGGCCAAGGCACUUGAACCACAGGAUAAUUCGAACCUUGGUUUCUGGGGACGUUUCAAGAAAUGGUCAGAGAAGUAUACCAUGUUUCUUCUUCCGUUCAUCACUGUUCUCCGCGAAGGUCUUGAAGCGAUUGUCUAUGUUGGUGGUGUUGGACUGGGUCUGCCGGCCACUUCGUUUCCGCUGGCCGUCGUUUGUGGACUUCUGGCUGGAUGUUUGGUGGGAUACAUCAUGUACCGUGGUGGAAACACGGCCAAGCUGCAGUACUUCUUGGUCAUCUCAACUUGCUUCCUCUAUCUCGUUUCUGCCGGUUUGAUGACUCGUGCUGUGUGGUACUUUGAGAACAACACCUGGAACAAUGUCAUCGGAGGCGAUGCUUCUGAGACCGGCUCUGGUCCUGGUUCAUACGAUAUCCGACAGAGUGUGUGGCAUGUCAACUGCUGCAAUCCCGAACUGGGUGGCGGUGGUGGAUGGGGUAUCUUCAACGCUCUGUUUGGAUGGACCAACUCGGCGACGUAUGGGACUGUCAUCUCGUACAAUCUGUACUGGAUUGUGAUCAUUCUGUCGUACUUUGCGAUGAGAUACGAGGAGCAGCAUGGCUAUGUUCCUGUCCUCACUCCUCUCAAGAUGAGAUACCAGAACCUUACCUCCAAACUGCCAUGGAAGAGCAAGAAGGCGAACAACACCGAAGUGACCGAGAUGGUGGGAAAGAAGGAAAGCGAACAGCCAUCGCAGGUUCUCACCCGACAGGUCAGCGACGUGUAA